AAGCCCUCACUUAGAGGAGAACCCACCAAACAAAAUAUUACAAAAUUUCAGAGAGAGCGGAGGGAGAAGGAGAGCUCCAUUUACUCACUCAUAUCUCUCUCUCUCUCUCUAUCUAUCUAUCUAUUGUUUCCCACUUAGAAAUACAGAUAGAAAAGAAGAUUGUGUUGUGGCACCUAAUAAGCUAUGUGUAACCCAAAACCAACCUCUCCUAAUAAUUCCUCAUUUCUCCCUCCUAACUACAAAACCAACUUCAUGAAUGCUCAAACUCCCAACAAAAACUUGGACAACAACAAUAAUCAUCUCCUCAAACCUGUUGCUGAUGAUGAUCAACUGGCUCAACUCCAUAGACUCCCCACUCUUUCUGAGGCCGUGGAAGAAGUGAAGGAAAUAGGGAAGAUUUCAGGUCCAACCGCCAUAACCGGGCUUCUUCUGUACUCGAGAGCCAUGAUCUCCAUGCUUUUUCUUGGCUACCUUGGGGAGCUUGAACUUGCAGGCGGCUCCCUCUCUAUUGGCUUUGCUAACAUCACUGGCUACUCUGUUCUCUCUGGAUUGGCCAUGGGAAUGGAACCCAUUUGUGGGCAAGCUUAUGGAGCUAAACAAUGGAAAAUCCUUGGUAUAACCCUCCAAAGAACUGUCCUCCUACUCCUCACUUCCUCUGUUCCCAUCUCCUUCAUGUGGCUCAACAUGAAACGAAUCCUCUUGUGGUGUGGCCAAGACCAAGAAAUCUCCUCCAUGGCCCAAACUUUCAUCCUCUUCUCAAUCCCGGACCUCAUUUUCCUCUCCCUCCUUCACCCACUUCGAAUUUACUUGAGAACUCAGAGCAUUACCCUCCCAUUGACUUAUUGCUCUGCUCUCUCUGUUCUGCUCCACAUUCCCCUGAAUUUCCUCCUUGUUGUUCAUCUCAAAUUGGGUAUCUCCGGAGUGGCCAUUGCCAUGGUGUGGUUCAAUUUCAACGUCUUCUUGUUUCUUGCGUCGUUCGUUUACUUCUCCGGGGUUUACAAGGAUUCUUGGGUUUCCCCGAGCGUGGAUUGCCUCCAUGGAUGGGCUCCUCUGCUUUCUCUGGCGAUCCCCACUUGCGUCUCUGUUUGCCUCGAAUGGUGGUGGUACGAGUUCAUGAUUCUGCUCUGUGGCCUCCUCGUAAACCCCAAAGCCACAAUCGCUUCAAUGGGGAUUUUAAUUCAAACAACUUCUCUGUGGAAUUGA
Molecule: messenger RNA, 1203 nt
Organism: Momordica charantia (bitter melon)
Lineage: Eukaryota; Viridiplantae; Streptophyta; Magnoliopsida; Cucurbitales; Cucurbitaceae
Gene: ZF14
Product: MATE efflux family protein
Biological process (GO): xenobiotic detoxification by transmembrane export across the plasma membrane
Cellular component (GO): membrane
Molecular function (GO): antiporter activity; xenobiotic transmembrane transporter activity
Source: RefSeq, a predicted model, not a curated record